This is a messenger RNA of Cannabis sativa, 1122 nucleotides long. RefSeq lists its product as uncharacterized. The coding region runs from base 299 to 670 and encodes 123 amino acids. The transcript is spliced from 8 exons. The record is from RefSeq and is a predicted model, not a curated record. Lineage: Eukaryota; Viridiplantae; Streptophyta; Magnoliopsida; Rosales; Cannabaceae. Gene Ontology annotation, biological process: proteasome assembly.
UGACUAAGCAAAACCAGGCCCAAGCCCAAGCUGUUAAAUUUCUUGAGGUGCCGUCUGCACCGUCUUCUUCACCCAAAACCCUCCAAGUUCCACCAUUGACGAUCACAGAUAAAGCCAUUGAAUUGAAGAACCUCAUCCCCCAAAACAAGAGUUCAGAUAUUAAGGAAGGACAAGCUUUCUUCUCUGUUGCUUGAAAAUUGUAAUAUUUGUGGAUCAUCUUGUUCUAUUCUAAUAUUCUUUGAAGUGGGUUUUUCAUAGUUUAUUCUGAAGCCUAUUUUACCAAGGGAAAGACUUAGUUAUGAGCUCAAACCCAAGUUUUCCUGUCACCAACAAGAACAUCUCUUUGGAAAUUAAGGGUAACAAAACAGAUGUAGUCAUUUGCAGCUAUGAUGAUCAUUUCUUUGUUAUUGCAACUCAAAUAGGAACUAUGGGAACAAUACUUAAAGCUAGAAAAGAUGAAGGGAUGUUGACCCAACCAACUUUCGAUGUGUCUGUUAUUGUUGGCAAAAGAGAUGAGCCAAUGCUAGUAGUAUGCGCUCGUCAGCUAAUAGAACAGAUCAGUCUUUCCGGUUCCACCAAGUCGUUGAUCCUCGCUCUUGGCCUGAAAGAUCAUUCCGUGGAGACAGUGAAGGGUAUUGUUGCUGCCGUGGUUGAAAAUCGUCUCUGGUGACUUAGUGUUGAGAAUUGUAGGUUUUCUUAAUCUAGUAUCUAAUCGUCUAUGGUGGUUAUUGUUGGUUAGAUUCAUUCAAGCACUAACUAUUGCUGAUUUUAGAAUUAAAAACCAGAAGGCCUUUUUAGUGAUGAGAACAAAAACAACAGUAUCUCAAUGAAGAAAGAAGAAAAUGAUACAUGCUCUUUUGCCAUGAAAAUGUUAUAUCUCAUUUCUCUUUUUAUAAACAAAAAACAAAGAAAAGGUGUCAAAAGCCAUACAUGUUAUAAUUAGAGUAAGCCACUGAGCUCUUACCGUUAAUAUCGGUUCAUUACUAAGUAUUUUUGAUCAUUUGUUCUAAUCGAGUUGAUGGGGUUUUAGCAUAUGGAUAUACUGUGAUCUUUUUAUUUAUUGUAUGAAUAUUUGUAAUAGUUAGAAGAAUAUCAAAAUUGUCCAUAAAAGGUUAGAAUUUU